CCCAUAUCAUCACCGUAAAACCAUGUUGGAUGAUUCUAAGAAUGAGGAUCUUGCAUUGCAGAUCAUCAAUCUUGUCAAAAACAGUAUCAAUAACCAAAAUAAAACACAAAAACAGACAAACCUCAAUUUCAAACAAAAACUAACUUGCUCUCUUCACAAACAACCAUCAAUGGAGUCAAGAAAAGCAACGAAAGCCACCAGAGGAAGAAAAAGCGCCGGUGAAUGGAAGAAAUCCGUCACAAAGACCGUCAAAGCCGGUUUCCAGUUCCCCGUCGGAAGAAUCACCAGGUUUCUAAAAAAGGAGCGACACGCUCAACGUACCGGAUCCGGAGAUCCGAUCUACCUUGUUGCUGUUCUCGAAUACCUUGAUGCUAAGUUUUCGGAGUUGGCCGGAAAUGCAGGGAGAGAUAACAACAACUCGAAGCCGAACCAUCAUGGCGGUGCCGGCGUUUGUGAUGAUGGCAGCCUUGGAGGCUCCAUCAACAUCAACAACAACUCGAGGCAGGACCACUAUAGUGGUGGUAGAAAUAUUAGUGGUGGCAGCAGUUCGAAUGGUGACGGCGGUAGCUCAGGCGGUGGUACAUGUAACUGGUUUGGGGAUGAUUCCUUAAACCCUUCAUUCUUAAACCUAAAUUUUCAGAGUCUAGAUUUUGGCCCAGAAGAAAUAGAAAGGACGGGGUAAUCAUUGGGCGUGGCACUGAGCACCAAGGAUUGUCUUACGUGGACGAGAUGACUCAACAAGGUACUGUGAUGCUGGCUCAUGGAACUACAAGUCGUGAAGCUUGGUUGUGGCAUAGGCAUCUGGGACAUCCGUCCACAGGGUAUCUACACCUUUUAUUUCCUAAGCUUUUCCCUUCAAAUAAACCAAUAAAUUGUGAAACUUGUCUAGUUGAAAAAAACCAUCGAUCAACUUUCAAACCAAACAACACAAAACUUGAUUCACCUUUCUCAUUGAUUCACUCGGACGUAUGGGUCCGGCUCCUGUUAUUGGAGAAUAAAACUUUCGGUAUUUUCUACUCUUUGUGGAUGAUUGCACCCGUAUGACUUGGAUCUAUUUUUUGAGGCAUAAAUCUGAAGUGUUCGAAAAGUUCACUUGGUUAUAUGCCAUGGUCCAAACAUAAUUCAAAAACCCAUCUAAAUCUUACAAUCCGAUAAUGGAAGUGAAUUUGUGAAUAAUUCCAUGAAACAUCUUUUUCAAGAAAAAGGAAUGAUUCACCAAAAAGGAAAGUAUUUUUUGAGUGGCAUUCAACUUAUUAUAGAAUGCCGAUUUGUCCUCCUCAUUACCAGCCCAUUGACAGCUUCCUCAUUUCCAUUCAUAUGUUUUUUUUAGCUUAUAAAUUGUCUUCCAUUCCUUGUAUUUGUUGAACACAAUAUUAAUCAAUACAAAAAAACAAAUCCUUUCAGUUUUUUACCUCAUUGAAAAUCAAUAAGCCUUUGAAAAUUUCAAAUA
Molecule: messenger RNA, 1450 nt
Organism: Helianthus annuus (common sunflower)
Lineage: Eukaryota; Viridiplantae; Streptophyta; Magnoliopsida; Asterales; Asteraceae
Product: histone H2AX-like
Exons: 2
Coding region: 23-682 (219 amino acids)
Cellular component (GO): nucleosome
Molecular function (GO): protein heterodimerization activity; structural constituent of chromatin; DNA binding
Source: RefSeq, a predicted model, not a curated record